AUGACAUCUUCAGACUCGCCACGGAAUGAGAUCUUUCGACUCACCACGAAUGACAACAACAACGGCGUCAUUGUUCUGAAAGUGAUGAAGACAGCUGGACCAACCGCAAAAUCUGCGAAACCCGGUCGGCAGAUGAAAGAAAUGAAGAUUGGACUGGAAGGAAUAUUUCAGGAUGUUGGGAAGUGA
This is a messenger RNA of Loa loa (African eye worm), 186 nucleotides long. RefSeq lists its product as hypothetical. The coding region runs from base 1 to 186 and encodes 61 amino acids. The record is from RefSeq and is a predicted model, not a curated record. The transcript has a single exon. Lineage: Eukaryota; Metazoa; Nematoda; Chromadorea; Rhabditida; Onchocercidae.